Colletes gigas is the source of this 8064-nucleotide messenger RNA. Its product is annotated as unconventional myosin-XVIIIa-like. Gene Ontology annotation, molecular function: protein binding; ATP binding; cytoskeletal motor activity. NCBI's taxonomy places the organism in Eukaryota, Metazoa, Arthropoda, Insecta, Hymenoptera, Colletidae. The transcript is spliced from 27 exons. The record is from RefSeq and is a predicted model, not a curated record. Bases 671 to 7027 code for a protein of 2118 amino acids. Gene Ontology annotation, cellular component: myosin complex.
UCGGUGUCACGCGAGUACGACGUUGAACUUUCAUCUAUUAUUGAUUGUGUCUUUUUGAUAAGGAAAACGAUUCAAUGGGCUAGGCUGUUACAUGCCAUCGAGUACUCGCGUGUGACUGUUUGGCAAACGAACGAUGGCAUUGUCGUUCUAAAAUAGAGUGUCCCCUCGUAUACAAAUUGCACGCGUCCUAAGCACGCUUACUCCGUUCUGGUGGAUGUGAUAGGGUGACUGUAUCGUGACGUGCAUUUAAUGCUGCGCUGGCUGUCAGUUUCGUUGUACAUCGAGGAUUACGUUGCGUCUUCGUCCGCGUAAAUAUAUUCAUAUUUUUUUUAACAAUUUGCUCGAUUCGGGUGUAAAGUAUCAACCCAUCCACGUCGUUACCGAUGCGCAUGAAUCGUACCCGAGAUAUUACAUUUGUUUACAAGCAGAACUUUGAUUACUCGACAACAGCACCAACAAAAAGGUGCAGUGAAAAGUGACAUGUAGAUACUCCGUGCCCUUUCAAUGUUAUCUACAUAAUCGGUUCGAUGGACAGUGUCGCGUUAUGCGUGUGGGGUCGACUGAAGUACGCGGCUGCGCGUAAAGUGUGUAGGUGCGAGCAACCAAGAGGGGAGAUCUUCUGUUAUCUCUUUCUCGCCUUCGACUCGACAUUUCCACCGCGAAUGAAAAAAUGUUUAACUUUAUAAAGAAGGCCACGGAAAAGGACGACAAGGAGAAGAGGAAGCGCGAAAAGAAGGAACGAAAAGAUGUCAAGAAACGUGACCGAAGUAGCAUGUCUGCUGAGGAAUUACUACGUUUAGACGAAAUAAAUAAGAAACGGUACCGUAACGAAAUGAUUGCUUCGACCCUUCUUAACGCUCUCGGCUUUCAAGGCUCCCCUCGCCCACCUCCCACCAGGCCAUCAUUUUUGGUUCGAAGAUCGUUGAAAAUUCCUGGACGGCGGAAGGAGAAACAGAAAUUACCAAGUGGUAUAACCGCGGACUACAGUGCCUCGUUUUUCGCGAACUUAGAUCGCGAUCUGUUGGAAAACUCGCAAAAUUCAGCAAAUUCUGGGCAGAGUGCGGGUACUGGGAAUAAUUCGCUGAAUAAGACACCAGAUGGUUUGAUACAAAGCGACUCCUCGGAAACUUCCCUAACUUCUUUGACCAUCGCCACCACGACGUCUGCGUCAAUGCGAACGAGCGUCGCUGGCCAUUUAGGAAAGACUUUCCCGCCAUUACCACCGAAACCUCCUAAACGGGGAAUUCUGAAAGGACCCCGUCUAAAUAUCACUGGCUCGGCCCAAAUGUUUUCCGAGGAAAAUACAUUGUCGAACGGCGACGAGGCUAAUUAUCAAGAGGCUAGCAAUUUAUUAGUGAGAAAUACUUUGCAAAAUGAAGUAAUAGCUUAUCAAAAUGUACCCACGUAUUUAUCGGGAUUCGGGAACGCUGUAAAUAUUGAGGAAACAUGCAGCGAAGAAGAGAUGCAAACUAGUCAGAGUUUGUGGCAAAUUUCACCUCAAAGGUCUGUUCAACAGAAUCAGCAACAGCAUCAAUACCAUCACCAUCAUCAUCCGCUCCAUCAGAGUGACACGAAACUUUUACAGGUGGUAACUAGUGCGAGCCCGUCGGCCGAUUCCUUAACGGACACGACAAAUUCGAGUUUCGCAACGCCGCCCUUCAGUCUAUCGCCGGUAGGGGAAUCCCAAGGUUUCUCAAGAUGGCGAUCGUCAACGUCCUUUGAGGAGCAGGGUGUCGAAUUACAACUACCUGAAAUUAUUCCGAUAGAACUUCCUGAGCCCCGUGAAUUGACAAUCCAUAGGCAACCACCGCCACGUAACGAUUUCGGAUUUUCAUUGCGCCGAGCCAUGAUCGUCGAACGAGGGGCGAGUGGUGUUAUGCAAAUGAGAUCGGUGAUAUUCGCGGAACCUGGUUCACUGAUACAAAACAAUAAUGAUACUGGUUUGUUGCCUGGUGAUCGAUUAAUCGAGGUGAACGGGAUUAACGUUGAUGAUAAAUCACGCGAGGAAAUCAUAGACCUCAUCAAGCGUUCUGCCAACAGCGUCACCGUACGGGUUCAACCUGUUGCAGAACUUUCAGAAUUAUCAAGACGCGGUGCUACCGACAGUCAAGCCGAGCUUUCAGUUACGAGCUCUCGAAGCGGCACGCUUUAUCAUCGCGGAAGUUCGCGGUUUGACGAUAGUAUGGCACGAUCAGAGGAGCACUUGGCGCAAGAACAAGCAUGGCUAAAUUUCGAAACUAUUUGGUUGUUGCAUCGAGGUGGCUUUACUCUUGCGACAAAGUACAAUUCAGCAGAUCCGGAUACGGGAAAAUUGAAAAUUCGUUUAGUGUCUUCCGGGGAUGAGCUUCUUGUCGACGAAGAGGAUGUCGAAAAGGCUAAUCCCCCACAGUUCGACAAGGCCGAGGAGCUCUCGCGUUUACGGUUCUUAAAUGAAUCUUCCGUUCUUCACACGCUGAGGCAACGCUAUGCUAGUAAUUUAAUACACACUUAUGCGGGAGAUAGUAUGAUCAUUAUCAAUCCGGUAGUGCCAUUGGCGAUUUACUCAGAAAAGGUGGCGCUGAUGUUCAGGGGAUGUAAGACUGAAGAUAUGCCACCGCAUGUUUACGCGAUGGCGCAAACAGCCUAUAAAGGAAUGUUAGCGACACGAAGGGACCAUUCCUUAGUUUUUCUCGGACGUAGUGGAUCAGGCAAGACCACAAACUUUAAACAUGUUCUUCAUUACCUUGUAUUGGCUGCAGGCACAGUUAAUAAGGUCUUGACUACCGAGAAACUGAACGCCGUCUUCACAGUUUUGGAAGCUUUUGGAAACAGUAGAACACACAUGAACUCAAAUGCAACACGCUUCACACAACUUUUCAGUUUAGACUUCGAUCAGUCUGGGCAAAUAGCGUCUGCCUCUUUGCAGGUGCUACUUUUGGAGAAGUCAAGAAUAGGGAAAAGGACAAACGGUGAUCCAACAUUCCAUGCGAUGUACCGUUUGCUAGCAGGUGCUGAGGGUGCCUUAAGGAAAGAAUUGCAUCUCACUAAUUUAGUCGCUGAAAAUAAUCCGUUCAUUACGCCUCUUCAGAAGCACGAAGACAAACAACGAGCCAUGGUGGAAUUCAAUCGGAUCGUGGCCGCUUUCCGGAUUCUCGGUAUUUCUGAAGCUGAUGAGAAAGUUAUUUGGCUGGUACUUACUAGUAUAUAUCAUCUGAGUUGCGCCGGUGCUGUUAAAGUCGGUACAAGUUCUCAGAGUCGUUGGCAAUUCGCAAAAGUGGAAUGUGCAGAGAAAGCUGCUACGCUGUUAGGUACCACUGUCGAAGAACUGAUUAGAAUAGUCUUUUCCCCUAAUGGAGGUGGUGCUGGUACACCAAAUACUUCAAGACCCGCUCUUCGGACGCCAAGUCCUACAGAGCAAAGUAAGGACAUAACGGGUUUUGACGCUCUCGAAGGUCUUCUCAUUGGGCUUUAUUCUGAAAUAUUCCAUUGCAUCGCAGCUCUUAUUAAUAGAUCCAUAUCAUCCUCUGUACACACGGUAGCAACUUUAUUGCUUUGUGAUUCACCAGGUUUUCAGAAUCCUGCCACAUGCGGAAGGCAAACCGGAUCAUGCUUCGAAGACCUUUGUCAUAAUUAUUUACACGAACGGUUGCAACUGCUUUUCCAUCAUACGACACUGAUGGCGCCGAAGGACAGGUACGUCCAAGAAGGAAUUGAUGUAGAUUAUGAAGAUGAGUGUGACGAAGUUGGAAUUGGAUCGCCUCAAGGUUUGGUUUCGCUGUUAGAUCGUGGGAGUUCUCAAGGUGCCACAAUGUUACGAACUAGCCAGAAUGAUCUUACCGGAAGUAGACAGAUCGAACGUAAGGGUCUUUUAUGGCUAUUGGACGAAGAGACAGUCUGUUCUGGGGGUAGCGACGAGACGUUUCUGGAUCGACUAUUUUCUCAUUACGGCGAUCGAGAUUAUCAAAUGCUCUUAAGAAAGGCACCUGGCAACAAUCAGUUUAUUUUACAACAUUUAUUGGGUACUAAUCCUGUACUCUACACAGCGACUGGUUGGCUUAAGGCUACACGAGAAAAUCCUGUUACAAAAAGUGCUAUCACAAUUCUUCAAGAAAGUACAAGAGAAGAUGUAAGCAAGCUAUUCAUAAGUGCCCGGGGAGCUGGAGUUUCUGGAACUUUAUGUAACUCGAUGCCUGGUUUAGAAGGUUCGCAAUCGUUAAGACGAGCUUCGAGCAUUCGACGAACAUUUUCGGCUGUGAAGAGAAAAAAUGUUUGCUUGCAGGUCAAAUUUACUGUAGACGGACUCGUUGAAACAUUGCGGAGAACUCGAGUUAAAUUUAUCCACUGUGUGUUGCCGCAACACAAUUCUGGGUGUAUCGACAAUAAAAGUUUAUUAUCUGUGAAGUCGAAUCAAAGCGAAGACAAUGUAAUCAAUGUACCUCUUCUGCGCUCACAGAUUCGUGGGAGUCAAAUAAUCGAUGUUGUCCGGCUGCAUAAAGUCGGAUUUCCUAAGCAUAUGGUCUUAGGUGAGUUCAGAAGACGAUUCAGUUUAUUAUCAACUGAUUUUAACGCACGACCGGGUAGUCCCAUAGCCGACGAACGACGCGCCGUGGAAGACAUGUUGCUCACAGUUGAUGUUGAUCCAGCUACAUACCGAGUAGGCCAAAGUCAAAUAUUUUUCAGAUCGGGAACUCUCGAACGAUUCGAAGCUCAGAGGGACGAGAAACUAACUGGACAUAUUAUUCUUCUUCAAGCAAGGUGUAGAGGUUAUCUGGCACGUCGUAAACUCAACACUUUGAAAUUGCAAGAUCUGGCAGUGAGAUGCAUACAAAGGAACGUCAGGAAAUGGAUGUCCGUAAGAGAAUGGCCAUGGUGGAGAUUAUACAUAAAAGUUGCACCUCUAUUGAACGUUCAUCGGACCGAAGAUCAAUUGAAGGCAAAAACGGAGGAACUUGAGAUUCUCAGAGCCAAGGUCGAAAGGUUGGAGCAGGAGCGUAAUCAUCUGAAACAUGAUAACGAUGUAUUGGAAUCCAAGUUGAGUGAAAUAUCUGCCGACUUUGCGGAAGAGCACUCUACCUCAACGUUGGCAGCGGAGAGAAUAAAUGCAGAAACAUCUGAACGUCUGCGUCUCGAGAGAGAGCUUCAAGAUGUGACCGAGACCAAUAAAAAUCUUCAGCAAGCAACGGAACGUCUGGAAAUGGAACUUUUGUACGCGAGGGCCGCCGAUUUGAAUGGAAUUUCAUCCGACGCCGAGGACAAUGAGGAUGGCGGGGUUUACAAGCAGAGGUACGAGCAUGCCGUCAGAGAACUUGAAUUCACCAAAAGAAAAAUGGCACAGCAACACGAAGACGAUCUUGAACAGCUGGUGGGACUUAAGAAACAAUUGGAGAAAAAGUUAGCUGAUGCCUACGAAGAGGUCGAAGAACAACGUCAAGUUGUGGGACAAUGGAAGCGUCGUGUGCAAAAGCUAAACGGUGAAAUGCACGACUUGAGAUUAAUGCUAGAAGAACAAACAGCCAGGAAUAAUCUUUUGGAGAAAAAGCAACGCAAAUUCGAUUCAGAAACUCAAAAUUUAAUGAACGAUCUUCGACAAGAGAAAGCACAACGCGAAAGAGUCUCCAGGGAGAAAGAAAUUGCAAUCGCUGAGAAGUUUACUGUGGAGCAAAAUCUGAGCGACGCGAGACUAGAGAUUGAAUUGAAAGAGGAAAGGCUGCGAACGUUGAGCCAAGAACUCGAAGAGCUGACGUUCGGUGGUAAAACCGAGGAGGAAGUGGCGCAAUUGAAGAAAGCCAAGCACGAAUUGGAGAAAAGAACGAAAGAUCAAGAGGAGGAACUGGACGAUCUUGCUGGCCAAGUUCAACUGUUGGAGCAAGCGAAGCUGAGGCUUGAAAUGAGCAUCGAACAACAACGCAAGGAAAUGCGUAAAGAAAUGCAGCAGCGGGACGAAGAAUUGGAGGAUGUACGAGGCACUGCGCUUAAAAAGGUCAAAGCUUUGGAGUCACAGUUAGAAAACGAACACGAAGAAAGGACAAUUCUACUUCGUGAGAAACACGAACUAGAACGUCGCUUGGUGACCAUCGAGGAACAAGAUCGAGCAGAGCGCGCUAUAGAGGUCGAAACCAUGCACAGAUUGAAGAGAGAUCUGAAGAGGACGAAGGCGCUGCUCAGAGACGCUCAAACGAUGCUCGAAAGAUCCAAGGGCGAAUCAACGGGCAAGGCAGCGUUGCGACAACUUAAAAAUCAGUUAGAGGAUGCCGAAUGCGCCAGAGCAGUCGCCAUGAAGGCGAAGCAAGCGCUGGAACAAGAAUUAAAUGAAAUACAAGCGUCGCUCGACGAAGCGCUGCGGCAGCGUUCCGAAGCAGAAGAUCGCGCCAAUCUAGCCAACCGCGAACGAACCGAGUUACUCUCGCAAUUGGAAGAAAACGAAGAGGAGCUCGCUGAAGUCUUGAAGAAGUAUCGAGCAGCGGUUCAACAAGUAUCGACGGAACAAGGACAGUUGCAAGAGGCACAGAUACAAAUUACCGCUCUGGAGACUGAGAAAACCUCGUUGAAAGAUCAACUUUCAGAACUGACGCAACGACUGGAGUCCGUUGAGCAACUAGGAGACCCUACGGCAAAUAGUCUGGUCGCAAGACGACUGGAGUUCCGUGCCAAAGAACUUGAAAGUAAACUGGAAUUGGAACAGACGACAAGAGCACGCUUGGAGACUCAGAUAGCAAGAUUGAAAGAAAACGUUGAGAAACUGCAAAUCGAAUCGGCACUACUGAGAACGAAAGAACAGACUGCUCAGGAUACUGCGAGACGAUUGCAGAGAUCGUUACGCGAAGCAAGAGAAGAAGCUAAUUCCGCGUUGGCGCGCGAACAAGAAUCCACGCGCGCUCGCCGCGAAUUGGAGAAAUCUCUCGAGGCUGCGGAAGCGGAGACUAAAAUCGCCAGAGACGAUCUUAGAUUAGCGCUUCAGAGAAUCGACGAUUUGCAAAGCGCUAUUCAGGGUGAACUUGACUUGGAUUGUAGCGAAGAAGCAACGUCCGAAAACAGCGAUAGCGAUUGAUCUGAACCGAUGUCGGAUUUCCAGACCGACAAAAGCAAAAAUGAAGAACUAUCGAAUGUAUGCAUAGCCGAAGAACUACUUGAUAAGCCAUUAUUCAUCGAUGCGACGAGCAAUGAUUAACACGCUAUCAUUGUUCCAAAUAAGCUGAAAUGGACGUCGUUGACGCGUUCAGGGUAGGCAUAAGCUUUUUAAGUUAAAGCUAUCUUGAUCAUGGAUCAGGGAUUCCUGAGCAAGAACCGUCCUGACUCACGGUUGUAAGUCAAAGGGCAGUGAACAUAUUAGUCGAAGAAAGAAAGCGAUGCGAGGGAAAUCAAGCAUGGGAAAAUAAUAUAGAUGAACAUGUUAAUUCAAGAUAGAUACGUUUAGUUUCUCAUUGAUAACGUUACCAUCACUGUCGAUCAAUAUCGAAGUAUUAUUUUUACAACAGCGAAUCAAAAUUAAAAAAGAAUGGAAAUCAAAGUAUACACUUUAUACAUGUAUCUUUUACAGACACGUCUAUGGUCGGUAGUAUAAAAUUCAUAAAUACAAACAGGAGCAACGAGCAGUUAUCAACACUUUAUACGAAACUUAACAUGAUUUCACUUGUAGCUCUUUUGCUUAUCGUAACGAUAAGAAAGUUUGUAGGUGCUAAUUAUUAUUUGCAAAGACAAUGUCGAUGUCGUAGCUUUUGGUAUUUUGCUUAUCGAUACGCGCUUUGGUGCUGCUUCAUCCGACAAUGGUUCACGUCGACACGAUGUCGUUGUCCCCAGUCUUCCAAAGGAAAUCGAACUUUCUGGAUGCUGUAGCGUUGAACCGUACACAUUUACACGUUCGAUAACCACAUCUCGUCGCCUUUCUAAUUACGUUGUAAUAAUAUUAUGGAAACUUCUAUGCGCAACGUAAAGGGAAAUCGAACUGCAAGCCUUACUUCUCCAUAAAUAAGCGAAAAAAAAACAUAUUGUACGAUUCUUAACAUUUUGCUAGCUAACCGACCAUGUUGGUUAGUCUUUACAAUUUCUAUUAUAUAGUACGACCAACGACUCAAUUCGUCAGUUUCU